Pyrenophora tritici-repentis Pt-1C-BFP is the source of this 3327-nucleotide messenger RNA. The record is from RefSeq and is a predicted model, not a curated record. Lineage: Eukaryota; Fungi; Ascomycota; Dothideomycetes; Pleosporales; Pleosporaceae.
AUGGUUCGUGUAAGUCGUCGACCACGUGUGGUCGAUGUCGAAUCGGAGAGUGAGAUUGAACGCAAUGUGCCCGUUCCUCGGAAUGCUGUGGACAUGGAAGACAGCCGCGAAGUGAAUGAGUCGGGUCAGACUGGGUUUAUGGCGGCCUCUGCUGCUGUACUUGAAGGACACACAGAUCUUCCAGGGGCGGACACUGGAGGUUUGCUUAGGGUUGUCGUUAAUCACCCUGAUGACUUCAGAGGCGAAGGAACGGCGCGUGAAGCUCGCAAAGUAGUCAUGGCCAACGCUAGGAAGAACAGACCCUGGAGUACCUCUUCCGGGGCAACGAAGAAAGCUUUGGAUGGGUCACGAUUGAGCCCUGAUCGACCUGAUUCGACAAUCGAACGGGAUCGUAACAUUACGGGAGAACGACCAGCAUAUUCCUUGAGUAGAAAUUCGAGAUCCGAUCAUGGCUCUCGUUCGGUACUUUCAGCGCAAACGCUUCUUGGUACUGAUACCAAGGAGGAAAUUCAACAAGAACGCGCCAUUCAGGUGGGGUGGUCUGAAAACGACUAUCCGGAGCCGAGUAUCAAAGAAACCUUGAGAACACGACCUUCAAUGAUCACUACUCGACUUUCUACCGGUGAGCCAGGAAUUGAAAGAAUGGAGGAUCAGAUCAGUCGUCCCGACAGCGGCCAUGUUGAGAGAAAGGUUGAGAGCAGUUCUGGUUCCCUAGGCGUUAUUUCCUUGGGGCAUUCUGAUAUUGCAUCAACUGUUGCGGCUGAAGACGGAGAUGAUGGGUGGGUUUCACCUGUACCUGUACCUGAAAUUCUUGAACGAAAGAAAGGUAUCCAAAGACCCAGAGAUGAACCAGAUUCUCUUAUACUACCUGCUCUUGGUUACCAAGCUGAAAGACCAAGUAAAGAAGAAGAGGGUAGGGAACCCCCAAAUGAACCUACCUCCGCAAUAGCACACACAAAAACUACCAGCAUGUGGAAAGAGAACAGCGGCGGAGAUUUGAGGCAUAGCAAAAUGGCUGAGACAAAUCGUCGGAAAGAGAGCUACAGAACCGAGAACCGAAGGGGAGAGGUUCUCCUUGGGCAGGCACAUUCGACUUUUUCAGAAAUCACUCGAAGAACAGGCGCAAGCUUUCAUGAAAGUGUCAGCGAAAGCGAGAUAGACUAUUCCUCGGAUGAGGAAAUCCCGCCUUCGGACUAUGACUCCUACAUGUACCCCAGUUACCGCCCAACUUUGCGGUCGCGGCGAGAUCUUUCCAUCCGAAGGAGGUCAGCUGAAGAAAUUAAAAAAUCAGACAGGCGGAAAGACUUUAGUAGCUCGAGGUCGACUAGCUAUGCACAAACACACCAGAUAAAUGAUACAUCUGUACCUACGGAGGAGCAACGAAGAAUAUCACCCCCCGCGUCGGCGAUCGAUACGAGUUCGGUCGAAGAAACUCUCGCUAGCAUUCCUAGCGACAGUCGCUUAGAACAAGAAGUAGACAUGGUACAAUUCUGGAAGUGUCGCCGUACAAUUCUCCGCACACUCUUUGUGAUACAUCAUUGCGAAUUUCUUGGCAAGAAGCAAAGUGAACUGAUUGAUAGUAAUGAGGCCAAAGAAGCAGAGCAGGUGGUAUUGUAUGAUCAGUUAGUAAAAGCGAUGGAUAUGGCAACAAAGGAUAUGAAAAUAGAUAAAGAAAUUAGAUCAGAGGAAGAAGUAGAACUAUGGUGGGGUGCAGAAUGGUUAGCAGAAACAGAAUUAUUGUCGAGACCAGAAAAAUGGAGAGAAGCAGAAAUGUUGACAGAACCAAUAAGGCUGAGAGAGCAAGAAAGGUUGGCAGAAGCGGAAAAAUUGACGAGAUCGGAAACAUGGACAGAAGCAGGAGACGCAAAAAGACCAACGGAAGUAUUGGGAAAGAUAGAUACGACACAAGAGAGAGAAGAGAAGGAAACUGACCACAUCACUGUUGCCAGAGACAGAGCUAAAAAUGAGUUCGUCGGAGAGCGUUCCCGAAUGAGCUUCGAGUGGGAUUUUGCUAAUACUACAUCAGCACCAUCAUCAUAUGCAAAUUCAUUUGCUUGGAUUUUUACCACAAAAUCUUUAACGUCAUCAGCAUCCUACCUAUCAAGAGACAGCGGAUACUCAGCAGUACAAGUCCUCACAGCUACUAAGGAACUACUCUCAAUUGUCCUUGAAGACCGUGUGCUACUACCGAUCUACAAAUCUGCGAUAAACGACCCAAAUAUAGGCCCAGAGAGACUUCAGAGAAACCUACGCCGACUGUUCAAAGUAUAUGCGAAUCUCCUGGAGGAAGAAGCGACAGAGAGAUUGGAGUACCUAGCUUCGCAGCUUGUUCUCGUAAAGUCGGGAUUCCUGGCUCACUCUAUCGUCGAGAAAUUGCGGAAUGGUCCAGCAAGUAGCCCUGAUACGGAGCAUCAUAAAAACGGCUCCGAUGAUGACGAUGAUGGUGAUAUUAAUAGACCAUCCGACGUCCGACCCGUCAAUGAGGACGUGUUUGAGGAUCUCGCUGUCUUCCGCGAAUUUCUAAUUGGAAGCGAGGCAUUCAAGUCUCUGCGGGCCAAUGUGCAAGCCUUCGUAACACCAAAGACAAUCCAGACACCUCUACUGGACGCUACAUUUCGGAGAGAACUGGAUGUCGACAAGACGGUCAUAAAGCAGAACCUCACGAAGCCAUCAACGCGACCAGCGACUAGUCUCACGUUAGAGCAGUGGCUUGAGGAUGCAAGAAACAGCAUAGAUUUGCUCUUUCGGGCGACAGAAAUAUCAGUCAUUGCAGCUGUCAUUCUCAAUCUUGCAAUAGAUGCAUUAUUUCUAGCGACCGACGAGUUUUUCAUCACCAUGGGACUUCUGGAACCAGACUUGAAGCGAAACAUGACGCGUUUCCGAUGGCAAUGCCAGAAUUGCGGUGAACAGUUCUAUAGCGACAUUACGGAGCUGCGAGCAGGCGGUGGAGACGAGCUCGUGAAUCACAUGCAGCGCACAUCUGGCGUCAAAGUACAUACAGCACCUUACAACCAGCAUUCGAAUAACCAAAGAUAUGUUGCACUGCGUCCCCGUCAAUGGAUACAAAAUGCGGUAACGAAGAUAAGUUCGGCAUUUGCAGGAUCCCCUAAGCCGCCAGCAAGCCUUCCACAACAUAAUCCGCCACAAUAUACAACCGCUUGUUGUGCCACUCCCAAUACACCUCCUCGACAAAGGGUUCUUCGUCUUCUCACAUGUAUGCACCGCGAUCGAUUCAGAAAGGUACUCUACCAGGACGUCAUGGAGAAGGUUACAACCAGACUGGCUAUCAGUCAGUUCAGUCAGUCCGGAGGUCUCCAGACUGACUGA